AUGGUACCAAAUGAAGCCCACCAGCACAAAGGAGUUGUACGGUUACUUCAGCAUUUCAGAUGGAUAUGGAUUGGGCUUUUGGCUGUGGAUGAUGACAAAGGAGACAAGUUUUUACAGACAGUUGUGCCAAUACUCUCCCAGAAUGGCAUCUGUUCUGCUUUCAUAAUUAGAAUACCAAAACGUGCUUACGUAGAUGAGCUGAUAGACUUGUUUUUACAGCAGCGGGAAAACUAUGAAAUUCUUAUGGAAAGAAAAGCCAAUGUAUUAUUUGUAUAUGGAGAAAAUCCAUCCUUUCAGGUUCUGAGAGUGUUGGUCUUCCUAGCACCAUUCUUGGAAUUGCCACCUCUAGGUAAAGUGUGGAUUAUUACCUCCCACUGGGAUUUUGCAUCACUGUCUGUUCAGAAGAUUUGGGACAUACAAACGUUCCAUGGUUCCAUAUCCUUCACAGUUCACUCAAAGCAGCCAUUAGGUUUCCAAAAGUUCAUUCAGAUGGUCCAUAAUUCUCUGAAGCACAUCUUAUUCAACAACAGUGCCGGAGACACUGUGCACUUUGAUGACAAUGGGGAACUAAUUGCAGGUUUUGAUGUUACCAACUGGGUGAUGCUCCCGAAUGGCUCAGUGGUUAGAGUCACAGUUGGAAAACUAGAACCUCAGGCUCCUCCAGGCAAAGAGUUAAGCAUUAACGAUCACCAAAUUGUGUGGCAUAAGAGCUUUAAUCAGGAUAAAUUUCCUGGCACAUACAAUCUCAACAACCCAUUAGUUGCAGAUCAGAUGGGCUCAAUAUACAUUUCCUUGAUGUUUAUUAUCAGUUUUGGUUCUGUGCAGGUGUUGCCUCUUUCUGUGUGCAAUGACAACUGCUAUCCCGGUUACAGCAGGAAAAAGAAUGAAGGGGAGAAGUUUUGCUGCUAUGAUUGUGCUCCAUGUCCAAAAGGGAUGAUCUCUGACUAUAAGGACAUGGAUGCCUGUGCCAAUUGUCCAGAAGACAGGUAUCCCAAUAAGGAACAAACUCUAUGCAUUCCCAGGGUUGAAACCUUCCUCUCUUACAAAGAAGAAUUGGGGGCCAUUUUAGCUACCUUGGCUUUUUCUUUUUCUUUUCUCACAACUUUAGUACUUGGAAUUUUCAUGAAGCACAAGGACAGUGCCAUUGUGAAAGCCAACAAUCAGACCCUCACCUACAUCCUCCUCGUUUCUCUCCUUCUUUCUUUCCUCUGUUCCUUCCUCUUUAUUGGACAGCCUGGAAAAGUGAUCUGCCUUUUUCAACAAAUAGCUUUUGGCAUCAUUUUCUCUGUGGCCCUUUCCAGCAUUUUGGCAAAAACUAUCACUGUGGUACUGGCAUUCAUUGCAACCAAACCUGGAGGAAGGAUGAGGAAAUGGGUAGGGAAAAAACUGACAAAUUCUAUUGUAUUUUCUUGCUCCUUUAUUCAAGCUGGGCUUUGUACUUUUUGGUUAAGUACUUCCCCUCCAUUCCCAGAUAGGGACAUGCAUUCAGUGAAUGGGGAAAUCAUACUGGAAUGCAAUGAGGGUUCAGCUACAAUGUUUUACUGUGUCUUGGGCUAUAUGGGCUUCCUGGCCAUUGUCAGCUUCAUUGUGGCUUUUCUGGCCAGGAAGUUACCUGAUAGUUUCAAUGAGGCCAAAUUUAUCACUUUCAGCAUGUUGGUGUUUUGCAGUGUUUGGUUGUCCUUUGUUCCAACCUACCUGAGCACUAAAGGAAAAUAUAUGGUAGCUGUGGAGAUCUUUUCCAUCUUGUCUUCCAGUGCUGGUUUACUGGUUUGCAUCUUUCUCCCUAAAUGCUUCAUCAUUUUGCUGAAGCCUGAAAUGAACAACAAAGAGCAAAUAAUGACCAGAAAAGGUGAACAAAUAUAA
Messenger RNA from Rhineura floridana, 1863 nucleotides. Its product is annotated as vomeronasal type-2 receptor 26-like. Gene Ontology annotation, biological process: G protein-coupled receptor signaling pathway. Bases 1 to 1863 code for a protein of 620 amino acids. Gene Ontology annotation, cellular component: membrane. Gene Ontology annotation, molecular function: G protein-coupled receptor activity. The transcript is spliced from 4 exons. Lineage: Eukaryota; Metazoa; Chordata; Lepidosauria; Squamata; Rhineuridae. The record is from RefSeq and is a predicted model, not a curated record.